CAGCAGGGAACGAUGAAGAAAUCUCAAAUGCUCCUUCUGCUCUGUGUGUGGGCGCUCAGCAGCCUGUCCCUGCAAUCAGAGGUGACUGAACAGUGCCCAGGUAGGAUUCUGGGUAAUGAGAGGAGACGAAAAUGCCCUAAAAAGUGCCAGCUAGACAACAAUUGUGGCAGCAAGCGCCAGUGUUUAUGUGAUGGGGCAUGUGGACUCAGCUGCGUGGCUCCAGGUCGGACAUGUCCAUGGCCUCUUCCCAGUGGUGAACACUUCGAUGUGGAUCUCCUCUCACCAUCUCCUUCUUUCUCUGCUCUUCUGGAGGUGCGCUGUCACCCUGGUUACACCAUGGCCAAUGACCUGGAUGCUACUAUCCGCUGGUGUCAAGGUGACCAACAAUGGAGUGGUGAUGAUCCUGUGUGUACAGGUAAAAAUGCUGAAACAGAGCCUGAACUGUCUUGCCCUUUGCCUGAUCACAAGUUGCUGUUGAUUCAUGGCAGUGCUGCUGUAGGCUCCACCAUACAGUACCAGUGUGCUCCUGGAUCUGUGCUGGUUGGAAACAGUGAAAAUUUUUGUCACGAGAACCAGACAUGGCGUUACCCACACCCCAUCUGCCAACGUGUGUAUUGUCCACCACCACCAGAAGUCAAUCAGGGCCACUUGGUGGCCGUUCAGAAAUCUGAAUAUAACGUGGGCGACGCCAUCUAUUAUCUUUGCAAAAAGACCUUCCUACUGGAUGGGCCAAACCAAGUUACUUGUCAGUUAGAUGGUACAUGGAGCACAGUACCUUCCUGCCGAGCUCGCUGUCCAAUCCCUGCACAGUACAGCAGAGUGAUAGUAGGCGGGGUUAAAAGCUGGCCCUAUGACUUGACUGACGGGAUGGUCUUUCACGGUGAGAAUGUAACAUUCUUUUGCAAGCAUCCACAAAAGACUUGCAGUUACACAGCCACAGAGACCUGCUUCGAUGGACUGCUCCCUGCACCCAGCUGCUACCUCGACCCCACCUGGUUGCAGUAUAAGCUCUACUCUCACCGACUGGUAUCAGAGAUUAAUCCAUGUGAUCCUGCUGACCUGGACUUCAUGUCUGAGUGAAGUUCUCUUCCUGGCCCCCAAUCUAAAUAGAUGCCACUUCAUCACACAGGACUCAAACAUCUUGUUACCUGUUUCACCAGUUCUAAGGUGUAGAUUAUUUUACACAUUUUUUUUUUAAAUGCAAAGGAAUUGAAUGAUCAAAGCUCUUUCACUAUGCUGUGCUUCAUACAGGAGCAAAGGCCAGGAAUCAGGAUGCCUUUUAGGGUCCAGUGAAUAUAGUUCAUCGUUCACUUACAGGAACAUAAACAAUUUAUGAAACCAAUCAGAUUAUUUUGAUUAAAUAUGGAAUAUUUUCAGUUGAAAGAUAAAA
Neoarius graeffei (lesser salmon catfish) is the source of this 1390-nucleotide messenger RNA. RefSeq names its product ntl-dependent gene 5 (gene ntd5). NCBI's taxonomy places the organism in Eukaryota, Metazoa, Chordata, Actinopteri, Siluriformes, Ariidae. Bases 13 to 1080 code for a protein of 355 amino acids. The transcript is spliced from 8 exons. Gene Ontology annotation, molecular function: peptidase inhibitor activity. The record is from RefSeq and is a predicted model, not a curated record. Gene Ontology annotation, cellular component: extracellular region.